ACAAUGAAAUAAAAAGAGAUAAAGCAAAAUGCGGCUAUGUCGGUCCUGAAAGAAGGAGAAGACUCGUAUCGUAUAUGCGUGGUGGCGUAGAAUAAGACAUAACAUAACAGAUCUUUUUUUCCAACUUGAAAAUCUUCACUUCCCAAAAUCGAUUAUUCUUAUUCUUAUUCAUUGAAACCAAAACCCUAAUCCCAUUCUUCCCCGCUCCACUCUCAUUCUAUCUUCCCAAAAUUCUCCAAUGAGCUAUCAAAUGAAUGGUCAAGAUGCACGCAGAGAUUUAAAAAGAAAGCUCCCUCAAAUGGAUCGAGGGCAAGAACGGAGAUCUUAUAAUAUGAAUUCUACACCUUAUGAUUGGAAUGCACUUCCUCCGGGUUGGUUAGACUGCCCAGCACAUGGGCAAGAACUAGGUUGCUUAAUCCCUUCAAAGGUUCCACUUGGUGAAUCCUUCAAUGAUUACAUUCCGAAUAAAAAAUAUACCCCCAAGCAAGCAAUUCUUCAACAGAGAGCUUUAGGUAGAGAACUUGGUUUAGUGAUUGAUCUGACAAAUACUACUCGUUACUAUCCAUUAUCAGAUUGGACAAAAGAAGGGAUUGGCCAUGUCAAGAUAAGAUGCAAAGGAAGAGAUUCUGUACCUGAUGAUGAAUCUGUACAAAAGUUUUGCAAUGAGGUUCUGGAUUUUUGCUCCCGGAGAUCAAACACAAAGAAAUAUAUACUUGUACACUGCACUCAUGGGCAUAAUCGUACAGGCUAUAUGAUUGUUCAUUUUCUUGUGCGUACAGAAUCACUAUCUGUCACUGAGGCAAUAAAUAAAUUUGCACAGGCACGCCCCCCAGGAAUUUACAAACAGGAUUACAUUGAUACCCUGUACAUGUUUUUUAAUGAAAAGAAGCCUGAAAGUCUUGUUUGUCCACAAACUCCAGAAUGGAAGAGCCUCCCUGAUCCUGACGUUCAUGAUGUGUCUUUCUCAGCUACAGACAAUCGUGCAGACAUUUUGCAGCAGGAGAAUAUCGUGAGGAAUGGAGUAAUGACAAAUGAUGAUGUUUUGGGAGAUCCCAUUCCUUCAAACCAGCUUCGUACAAUGCAAGAACUUUGUUAUCAACUGCUCAAGUUGGGCAAAGGGGGAAGAGGAGUUUUGUACUUUCCCGGAUCACACCCUGUUUCUCUGAACAGGGAGAAUUUACAACUCUUAAGACAGCGGUAUUACUAUGCCACAUGGAAAGCUGACGGGACACGGUAUAUGAUGCUAAUCACUGGGGAUGGAUGUUAUCUGAUUGACAGAAAAUUUCAUUUCCAAAGGAUCUCUAUGCGGUUUCCUUGCAAAUACUCAAAUGGGGGUACACCCGAAAGGAAUCACCACUACACAUUACUUGACGGGGAAAUGAUUAUUGACACGGAUCCACAUACUCAUAAGCAAGAAAGAAGAUACCUCAUUUAUGAUUUGAUAGCAAUCAAUCAAGUCUCUCUGACAGAGAUGCCAUUCUAUGAAAGGUGGAAAUUGCUGGAGAAAGAAGUAAUUGAACCCCGUAACAUGGAACGCGAAGCCCUAUCCAAGAGUAUAAGUCCUUAUUAUAGAUACGACUUCGAACCAUUUGGUGUGAGGAGGAAGGGUUUUUGGUUACUAUCUACCGUGUCAAAGCUCCUUCAUAAAUUCAUUCCACAACUCUCACACUCAUCAGAUGGUCUUGUAUUCCAGAUGCUGUCUGCUUUAUCAACCUGUCUGUUAUUUAUGUCCGGAUUUUAUCAGGGUUGGGAUGAUCCAUAUGUCCCUCGCACGCAUGAAGGUCUUCUGAAGUGGAAAUACCCUGAAAUGAACUCUGUUGAUUUCCACUUUGAGGUGGGAGCUGAUGGUCGACCCCUGCUUUUUCUGUUUGAACGUGGAAAGAAGAAGUUAAUGGAAGGGAAUACUGUUAUUUUUAAAGAUUCGGAAGAUAUUUCUUCCUAUUCAGGGAGAAUAAUUGAGUGCUACUGGGAUGCUGCAGAGCAUCACUGGGUCUGUAUGCGGAUCAGAGCUGAUAAAGCAACUCCAAAUGAGAUCAAUACUUAUAGAAAGGUAAUGCGAAGCAUAAAGGAUAAUAUCACAGAAGAAGUCGUGUUGAAGGAGAUUAAUGAGAUCAUUCGACUACCCUUGUAUGCAGACAGAAUACAGAGGGAUAUCAAGGCUCACCAGCAUAUGGUCUCUUCGCGGCGCAAGUGAGUUAUCAUAAAAGCAAGGCACAAGCAAGCAAGACUGACUAACUAUUAUGCCUGGUAGCGAAGCGGUACAUGCCGAAGUUAUUCUAUGCUCUACGCCGUUCAUUCUCAAUAUCAUGCUUCACCCACUUUGUGAAAAAGGUUUAGGAUCUCUUGAUGUUGUCUGUGGCUAUUACGUUUUUGACCGUUGUUGUAUAUUAACAAUUUUGCCAAUUUUCUGUAUUAUUUUUUUAACAUAAAGCAAAGACGAGUUCCUAAGA
This is a messenger RNA of Lathyrus oleraceus (garden pea), 2450 nucleotides long. RefSeq lists its product as uncharacterized. Bases 239 to 2194 code for a protein of 651 amino acids. Lineage: Eukaryota; Viridiplantae; Streptophyta; Magnoliopsida; Fabales; Fabaceae. Gene Ontology annotation, biological process: protein dephosphorylation; 7-methylguanosine mRNA capping. The record is from RefSeq and is a predicted model, not a curated record. Gene Ontology annotation, molecular function: mRNA guanylyltransferase activity; ATP binding; mRNA 5'-triphosphate monophosphatase activity. The transcript has 17 exons.